GACCUAUGUAUUAUUGCUGUCUGUUACAUUUCCCAGUCGUGGCAGUGGAACGUGAACGGUGCUAAUAUAUCCAGAGUGGAAAAGUCGAGUAUUAAGCGUUCAUUUACUCAUUUUCUGAAAUGGUCUGCUCAACGCAGCAUGUUUACAAAUGGCUGGUUAACGUUUAACGUCUGAUAAGUUCUAAACUGCGCUGUGCGUUAAAUUCCUAACGGUGAGCUAUCGUACGACUACCACCGGUAGCCAGGAAACUGGUUGGAUUUGACACUUGUAUCCGUCCGUGACUGUCACCGAGAAGGCACCUUACCUAUUCGUCUGCUGCAAGGUGCAGGCUGACUAAUCCACUGGAGACCACCUUUUUGGGAGGUAGACGAGGACCGAGCAGUGGAGCACGUCUGAGGCUUUCAGACCCAGGGCUAGCCGAGCUAGUGAGUUGCUGCCAAAAAAAAGCACGGAGAGAGCCUGAAAACAGUUUGCCUGGGUGGCAGCAUCACAUCUGGAAAAUGGCCCACCUGGGAGGCAGUCAAAACCAGAAGGCUGCAUGCUUGGGGGUCAGUCACUUACAUUAAACAGCACAGCGGCAAGCCUGAAUGGUUUGGGGACCCUGACAGCAGUGCGCUGCCUUAGGGGCUGAGAGGGACUGAAAGGGGAGCCUAUUAUCAGCCGAUAAUAGCCCGCCAGGUGGCAAAGGUUGUAAGAAGAACAGUAAGACCCAGCAGAGCGAGGGUGAGAAGAACAAUCCACAGGUUUCAGCUGGGUCUCCUCUUCUCAGCACAUCACGUGCUAGCCUCUAGAACCAGGGGCGGGCCUGCCCCGCCGAUGUUCCACACAACCAUCUCCGGGGAACGCUUCACCGCUGCCGUCCAUCGAUGGCCGUCGUUUGACGGGGCCAACUGCGAAUGCUGAGCAGGCUAGUGAGGUUGGGGCCCGCCCUCAGUCUCCGCUCAUUGGCUGCUGGAUGGAAUUAAGGUGAAUGGAGCCCAUUUCCAACGUCGAGGACCCCAACUCAUCAGAGGGAGAUGAGAAACGGUGGCCUGAUGGCCCAAAAAGGAAGAGAAAGAACAGCACAUGUUCGGUGAAGAGCAUGUCUGCACUGAGCCUCUCUGUCCAAGGAUACAUCCCCAGCUACUUGGAGAAGGAUGAGCCGUGUGUGGUAUGUGGAGACAAGGCCACCGGCUACCAUUACCGCUGCAUCACCUGUGAGGGCUGCAAGGGUUUCUUCAGGCGCACCAUCCAGAAGAACCUUCAUCCGGCUUACUCCUGUAAGUACGAUGGCUGCUGUAUCAUCGACAAGAUCACAAGGAACCAGUGCCAACUGUGUCGCUUCAGGAAGUGCAUCGCAGUUGGCAUGGCCAUGGACUUGGUGCUGGACGACUCUAAGCGGGUUGCCAAGCGGCGUCUGAUUGAGGAGAACCGGGAGAAGAGGAAGAAAGACGAGAUUGUGAAGACAUUGCAGACCCGUCCGGAGCCCGACAGCUCGGAGUGGGAGCUGAUUCGCCAUGUGACAGAGGCCCACCGCCACACCAACGCGCAGGGCUCCCACUGGAAACAGAAACGCAAGUUCCUGCCUGAGGAUAUAGGUCAGUCCCCCGGGGUUCCCACCCCAGACGGAGACAAGGUAGACCUGGAGGCCUUCAGCGAGUUCACCAAGAUCAUCACCCCUGCCAUCACACGCGUCGUCGACUUUGCCAAAAAACUACCCAUGUUCUCAGAGCUGCCUUGUGAGGACCAGAUCAUCCUAUUGAAAGGAUGCUGUAUGGAGAUCAUGUCCCUGCGUGCCGCCGUGCGCUAUGACCCAGAGAGCGAGACGCUUACCCUGAGCGGCGAGAUGGCGGUGAAGAGGGAGCAGCUGAAGAAUGGCGGGCUGGGCGUGGUGUCGGACGCCAUCUUUGAUUUGGGCAAGAGUCUGGCACAGUUUAACCUGGACGACUCUGAGGUGGCCCUGCUGCAGGCUGUGCUCCUCAUGAGCUCAGAUCGCUCGGGCCUGACGUCAGUAGAUAAGAUCGAGAAGUGCCAGGAGACGUACCUGCUUGCCUUCGAGCACUACAUCAACCACCGCAAGCACAACAUUCCCCACUUCUGGCCCAAGUUGCUGAUGAAGGUGACGGACCUGAGGAUGAUCGGGGCGUGCCACGCCAGCCGCUUCCUCCACAUGAAGGUGGAGUGUCCCAACGAGCUCUUCCCUCCGCUCUUCCUGGAGGUCUUCGAGGACCAGGAAGUAUGAACUGACUUCUGACCUGGAAGAGAUGGAAGAGAGAGGGGGGAAUUAUUAGGGGUAAAGAAAAGGGGUAAAGAAAUUGGCCGCUUUCUUUGUUUUGUGAAACACAAUAUCACCACCACCAGCAACACGGAUAGUCACCAAGAAAAAGGUCUCAGAAAACCAAAGGCUUUCUUUUGCGUAGCCGUUUUGAUGAUACGUUUCUGGCCGCACUCGGGGCUCUUGUGGCUGCUGGGCCCCACUUUGAGUUGGGGUGUGGGGCCCCCCUCUAAAGUGUGGUUCUCUGACUGCGCUGUGCAUCUAUCUAACAGAGAGGCUAGCAGCCCUGAGCGGUGUUCUGCUCCUGUGUUGUUAUACACCAGGUGCACAUGUAUGCAAACCCAAACCCCCGAGGUCUGGUUGGGGUAGCGGUACUGGUGGGGAGCUCUGUUAGUGGAAGGCAAUCGCUCUGAGAGGCAGACAAACAUAUACACGCGUACAUUCACAGACAAUCACUUUACAAAAUCAAACCUCACACAUAAAGCCACUGAUGUACAACUACAUUCACCUAACACACACACUGCUAUAGACACACAUAUUCAUACGUGGGACUGACGUAGCUUUUCAGAGCCGCCCGUCACUCGAGCAGGUCAGAUAGCUGCUGUAUUUUGUCCCACAAUCGAGCUUCCAUCAGAGCCUCCACCCUCCAACCUGCUCCCCUCUUCGGCCUCCUCACCGUCCUCCACUGGGACAGUCACCAAGUCUUCCCCCACACUUCACCUUCCACCCCCUGAGGUGCAGCCCAAACUCCUCCUAGCCAAGGCGAGUACUUGUGAACCUACCUCCCUGUACCUUACGUACCCCCCUUACACAGAGUGACACAUAAACCUCUCUUUAUGACAAUGGAUCCAAUUUGUUGUGCAAAGGUGCAAGUGUACCAUCAUGUAUAUUACACAACCCUUUACCCUCAUACAUACAAGUACUGUAUACCUAUCUUACUGCAUGUAUACAGUACACCGGUCUACCUGCAUGCACAUAUACCUCUGUACCUGCAUUAUAUACCCACUGGUUUACCUCCAUGUACUCCUCAUCCUAUACAUACUUGUCUACCUGAAUACAGCCAUACCUCUUUAACCAUAUAUAUAUGGGGAUAUAUACAGUAAACAUAACCUUCUGCCUGUGUAUAUGGGUACCUCUCAUCUAUACAUACCUCUCUCUGUGUGUACACACACAAAAUAAUAGUUUGCUGUUCUUUUACCUCAUAUGACAGUCGAGGUGAGUUGAUCCUCACCUAGGUUGUGUCAUGCCACCUGUCCCAAACCUCUACCUGUCCCAAACCUCCACUACAUCUCCUGUUUGGAUUGCACUGCACUUCCUGGUUGCAGACUGUGUGUGUCUCCUAUGUUGCCCUGCCCAUCACACAGGACUCCCGCCCCCUCUGAUGUGGGAUUGGUUGAGGGACGGCGACGGGUGUCACUUACCUCGCCGGUGGUUACACCACAGGCCCCACCUCCAAACUGACAGAUUCUACCUCGCCUCUCAUGUCAGUGUAGAUGCCCCUCUGAGUGCAAAACACACAUACUUCCACAGUUGCCAAUAUGGACCUGUUUGGUCCCCCUGCUACCCUGUUCAGUAAGACCCCAUGAAAUGGGAGUAAUCUGCAGAUCAACAUGCACAGCAGUCUUUAUCUUUUACACUUUUCAUUUUGAAGUAUUUUUACCACACAAGACCCAAGUCUCAUAAUGGAUUCCCCCAUCUAUCUAUGUUCAAGACAAACAACAAACCCACUGGCGGGAAUACAGAUUCUGUGUCUGACAAACUCCGAGGAAACUUUCUUUCUUUGGAAAAGACAGACCGUACACCUUGGAAGCCAACUGAGCUCGAUGGAUGGGCCAAAGCGUUGUUAUUGUAGACGUUGUUAUCGUUGUGAUUGUGGUAAACAAACCUACUCUAAUCUCUAACUCAAUUCAGUAGUAUUCACCUGUGGAUGGAUACCCUUGGUUCUCAAUGUGGCAGGUCCAGAGACGAGACAAGAAUGAGUGGCCCAGCCAAUGCAACCUGCCAUAUAAUGUACUUUUUACAGCACCGUUCACAGUAGCAACCCUCGUUCUCCUAAAGUAUGGAAAAAGGCCCCAGAGAGCCACAAAGCCUUUGAGAUGAUUCUCUGACUGUCCUCUCCACACAUCCAAUCCUACACCCAGCCAGCUCUGCGCUUUCUCUACAUGUCCCCCUCCUCUCCUUCAAAGCCAUUGACAGUUGUUUGUUUUGCACUAAAGGGAUGUCUACCCCUGUAUUUUCCCUAUAUAUGCGCCGUGUUGCGAUUACAAUCCAGAUCACCACCGCUCCUAAUACAAUACCUCCCCUCUCCUGCGGUCUUACCCUAAUCCCUAGCUUCAGCCCGGUGCCUAACAUUCUGUCACAACACACACACACACACACACACACACUCUCAGUAUUACCACAAGGGGAUUUAAAGGAACCUAGAAGCUCUUAACUGUAUGGAAAAUAGGAUGUUAUUCAAACACGUGCACGGCGAUUGAAAAAGAGAUGCCGACCUCAAUGUGACUUUCCUACUUAAAUAAAGGAUGCAUAAAAAUAAAAACAAUAUGCAGCAUAAUGAUAAUCAACUCUUUGAUUUCACUGUGAACGAGCCAGGCUUUGACCAGAUGGUUGGUUUGGAUAAGGUGUAGAAGGGGUUGGCUUUUUAGCUGUGAACGACAUGGAAAUGUUCCCCAGAGGGGUCGUGAUUAACAACAUGUCGAAGAAGGGAGCUUUCCCACACAGCCAGUGGUCGCUAGACUACUGACAAUCUCACACAGAAUCAGACUCACCAGCAUCGAAGAGCACACUGCCUUCAGACACCAUAAAUCGCACCAGCACAGCAGAUAGAUCCUCAGGCUUUCGCUAGCCAUCCUCGUGUCAGGACAGUGUGGAUACAAUCAACCGACCAAAUGUUAGCUUAGGUAUGUCCUUCCACGCUACCCCCACACCUCCCAUUCUCCACCUUAACUAACCACACUACUAAACCAGGGAUAUCAUGUACAUUCUGGAACUCAACACAUCUCUACCCUGACACCCAUUCACCUCUUUAAAUGGAGAAUCUCCAUCGAACAUGCUUCUUAGUCCAGGAUUAGACUUAAUCUGGGUCCAGGAAAUUAUCCCCAAUCUCCCCCUCCCCAUUAUGCCAAUCUCAUGCUUUGCCCUCACUCGCUUUAACCUCCCCAUAACCCCUUCCUCCCCACAACAUGGUUGUCUCGCUCCCCUCUGAAUAUCCAAUCGAACCCCAACCAAAAGUAGCACUUUGAGAACUUGGAGAGGAACGGAAAGCCCAGGUACAUGGAUGAUAUGUCGUUGUGAGGAUUGUAAAAAAAUAUAUAAAAAAAGACUAAAUGAAAUGGAGAAGUCCCAGACUGAAAAUGUUGUGCACUAAUAAGUGUCGUUCUGCAUAUUUGUGAUGUCAUACUUCUGGGUUGAAAUGCUGUUUGUCUGACAGAUUGGUCUCAAUAAAGAUUUUUGUUUGUUUAGAAAGAGACUCAGGACUGAAAGCCCAGAAACGGAGGGAAAGAAAAGACAACUUGGAUAAAUGUUUUUUUGUUUUUGAAAAUAAUUAUUGUUUGUUUAGCAUUUGAUUUAAUUUCUAAGUUAAUGUCUGUGUUGUGGGCGCUUGACUGAUAUGAUGCUUUACUGUGUAAAUCAAACAGCUGUAGACACUUUCUGAACAUCUGUGCAGUGUCGGGGCUGCGUCCCAAAUGACCCCCUAUUUCUGACGCAGACUAGGUCUUCGUGAAACGUCACUUUGAUCUCAGCUGGUUUGUACUGUUCGCUCCAGGUGGAAGACGCCCCUAAAACACUGAUCUGUGUUCUGCUUAUACUCUACCCAAUCUUAACCUUGAUCUAAUAGGUUAAAGUAAAAAAGGACCUUUAGUUGAGAGCUUGGGGGAAACGUCACCCAUGAAUUUGCCCGUCUGUCUGUCUUAAUGUAACAGGAAUAUUAUGUUUUUAAGAAAAAAAAAUCAAAAAAUUACCAAACAGAAACCAAUUUUUUUUUUUUUAAACAACUGUUCAUACCUCAGACAAUGAAGUUGGAAACGGAAUGAAAAUGAGUUGUGGUUCACAUGCGUGAAUAGCCAGCCGCCGCAUCGUACGCUCACAUCGUUUGUGUGAAGCUUCUUGACAGGAACUGUAUAUAAAACGACACGAUCUUAAAUUCAAGCGGUAUUUUAGGCUUUUGACAUCAUGCAGUUUCUCACAACCACUUAAUCCAAUAGGCUCAGACUCACAGGAUCAGGAGAUGUUUAGGUGAGGUUCCCUCUACAUAGUGUGUAUUGGGAUGUUAUGUCCUGGCUCAGUAUUAAAUGUAGCUCAACAAGAUCUAUGUCUAUAACUCUUGUUUAUGUCCCUCAUUACUGCCUAACCAAGCCUGGUCCCAUAUCAGGUUGUCUUGUAAACUCCUAUCAUUAUCACAGUUGGCAAGAUGGAACAAACUGGUCUGGAGGCAGGCUAUGUCAGUACCCCUGUAACGCUAGACAAAUAAUAUAGACAUUGCUGCUCUGCAGAAUGCGAUAGUGGCUCUUGCGCUCAGACACUCACCAAUCAAUUGUUUUUGGUUUCAUAGGUUGACAACAACAAAACAUACAUCGAGAGAUGGUGGCAUCCCAGAGCUCUUUAUUUGUGUUGUUAAAAAGUGACUUACUUACGUCAAGUUGUUAAUGUCCAGUUUCUUACUCGGGUACGUUUCCCUUCCUCAACCUGCUCUUGAGCCAAUUAUUUUUCUGAAAUCGGCCAUUUAACUAUGUGCUUGCUCUUCUCUCAGCUUACCUUCAUGAACACUGAUCUGAAAGGACCAGAUAAGUGAAAGCAGUCUGGUAACUCAUCCAUUUCCUGUCCAUUUCCAGUGGUAACCAUUAGUCAAGUAGGGUAUAUAGAAUGGGAGGUUGUGGGUUAGCAGGGAGCGAACACUGUAUAGGCAGAGGGAGCAGUCCAUGAACUACUCCUGUUUUUCUCAAUCCUGGUCUUUGGGUUGGCAAGGGUAUUGCCCCUAUUAUUGCUGACAAGUGAAUGACCCUCUUGAGUUUUUUCAGUUGAACAGUUAUCUGCUCUUCCCUCCAGUUGAAUGGUGUACUGUAGAGCAUGUCUGAUUUGGAGAUGGGAUGGGGAGGUUUCUAUACUCAACUCAAGGACCAGGGAUGGGGAGGCUUCUAUACUCAACUCAAGGACCAGGGAUGGGGAGGUUUCUAUACUCAACUCAAGGACCAGGGAUGGGGAGGUUUCUAUACUCAACUCAAGGACCAGGGAUGGGGAGGUUUCUAUACUCAACUCAAGGACCAGGGAUGGGGAGGUUUCUAUACUCAACUCAAGGACCAGGAUUGGGGGAACCAUUUUUAUGCAGCAUAUUGGUUCUGAUUAAAAAUGAAAAACGCCUGCAAUUUCCAAUGAGACAAACUGUGUAGAUGUGUUAACAAAUUCACUCAGGUCUGACUCUAUGUUAUGUAGAGGGGUGAACGGAGGCUACAGAAUGUUGUGUUUGUGGGAUGUGGUUGUGACCACUUGUUACAUUGCUCCUAGACAUAAAUGUGAUUUCACUGGCUUUUUAUACACCCCCCUUCCCCCCAGCACAUUGUAUUCAAACAUGCCAUAUGUCGCGCCAAAAGGUGACAAAUAGUCUUAAUUAUUAGCGAUGAUGCCUGAAAUUCCCCAGGUAGAUCCAAAAUGGAAGUCCAUUCUGAAUGUCACUUUGGAUACCGUAGAAGGCAUGACUGAAAUAUGGUGACAGGGGCAUUUGGAAGGUCCCAUCAGCAAAGGUAUCACGUAUAGACACGCCAGGCGAUCUAAAGUAUAGGCCAAUCUAUUUUCAGAGAAUUUAUCCUCGUAAAAGACAAGUAAAAUAAGACCACUGGAGCCUGCACACAGACCCAUGCACAGGUGCACACUUUCACAUGCAGUCAUUGUGGAGUGGAAAGCAGCAGCAGGAGGUGGUUGAACUCAGGUAUAUAAGAAAACGAUGACCUUUUCACUUUAAUAAAUGAUUAUUUAGACUCAAACCAUUGUUCCUUCACGCGUCUUUGACUGUCUGUGUUUGUGCCUUGUCUUGGGCAGAUGAGAGGUAAGUGGGUGUGGCUGUGACAGUGUUGAAUGCUGAUCAAUCUAGUGUCGCGAUUGGCUCAAACUGGGGUAAACAACUUUUAUACUCUUUUUGUCAUAUUGACGCAGUAAACUCUGUCUCAAUGCAGUAUCAGAUCUCCAAACCCUGGUCCAUAAAUGUCCAAUUUCAAUGGUUAAAUAUGCAUUCAAUCUGAAUGUUUAUGUUAAGAAUUGGUCUGCCUGUGCUAAUUGAAUAGCCUGCGUACAUAAAUCAUAGUCUUGUGAUUUCAGUCUACUGACAGGGUGACGAAAAAGAGGAAACCCGCACACUGCUCUUCCUGGUAUCACUGCUCUUCCUGGUAUCACUGCACUUCCUGGUAUCACUGCACUUCCUGGUAUCACUGCUCUUUAUUAAGCUUUACUUAUAGGCCUCGAGGCAUUUGUCACCUCUGACGAAGGUCGAUACGUAAAAGCUUAAUAAAUAAAGAGCCGUGUGCGGUCAAAAAAAAAAUGUUUUCCUCUCAUCUUAUUAAAUCGUUGCCAUGCACCUCCAACAAAGAUAGCUCAGAUGUGCGAGUGCCUUUUUGAAUUUUGAGUCUACUGACCGGGAACAAAGGAUUUUGUUUUCACCUAAGUGAUCAUGAAAGGCCGGGGGUUCGGGAUCAGGAAAAUCUGCUUCAAUUGACAUGUUAUUGGUGUCAUUUAUUUAGGCAGUGUGGAGUCCCAUUUUGAGAACAAGGUGUCUUUUCCAAGGCAGCCCUGCAUGACGAGCAAUUACACAAUCAAGGCAGCAUAGGAAAUAUACAAAGAAUCAAAAUAUUUUUUAAAUGUCAUAAUUCAGAGGCACAAACUCCCCAAUGAUGAAGUUAGUGAAUCCUGGGCUGGGCUUCUGGGAAUAGCUUCACUCACGGUUAAUGGCAGAUGCGCUCCGCUGGUCUCUCAAUAUUGGUAGCCUAACUACAGACCGAUUUUAGUCUCUUCUCUUUUCAGCCAUAACCAUUUGAUUUCAAAACUGUUCUGAAAUAUAAGGCCAAUGUGACGCUGCGGCUGUCAGGAAACAGCAGCUGAAAACCAGCGGUUUGAUAUUAAGCACACGGCUACGCUUGUGAUUAAAGCAAUUCACAGCUAUUUUUUUUAAAGAAGAUAUUGAUCCUAUGUGGCUACAUUAUCCUCUUUGGUGUAGUAUUUUGAAUAAUUGUAUUUAUUUAGGCCUAUGUACAAACAGGACUAUUUGUUUCAUUUUGGUUAGUUGAAUAAUUAUUUGAUUUUGGAAAUGUACCAGUUGAUGCUGCAGCACGUUCAGCACUCCUACGUCCCAGGCAAUUGGGCUGCCUGGGCACAAAACAGGAGAUGCUGUUUCAAAAAUCGAGGUAGCCUAAUAGAAUGGCUGUUCUAAUUAGAGUUCUCAUUUUGGUUUUCCCUUAGACAAAGGUUUUGAUAGUGAAUGUGACCGUAGGUUGUCGGGUUAUAAAACCGCAAUUUUAGCUCAAGUGAAAGCACUGGGUGCUUCUGUAAACUGGUCAUCUGUAUGCCGGUCGCAAGACCGGCGGUUGCGUAUUUGUUGUGUUUCUGGGGGAGUGUGUGACUCCCCCAGAAACACAACAUCAUGCAGUAAUCAGGGUUUCACAGCCUAGGUCCUACAAGUAUUACAGUUAUUUAAACGUUACUGUUGUUAACCCAUGUGGCUAUAAUGUGCCAAGGUUCUUAGUCAAAAUAAAAAUUCAGGGGUUUUGUCAGAGACUGAAAUGUAAAAAAAUGUUUGUUUUUUUAAAUUAAGUAUCAAAUUGAAUUGUACAAGCAGUGUACUGCUACGACACCAACACACACGACAAUUCAGUUAAUGUGAUUGCUGUCACCAGCUGCUCAAGCCAGUAUUCUGUUCACGUUGCAUAUGUUCUAUUGAUGGAGGGUAUUAUCUUAUGUCCGAUAUGUGUUGGGCUGACUGGUCCAAACAAUCAACCAGCACAGUUGUAAAAAAAAAAAAGGGUUUUGAGAUUGUGUUCAUUGUUUUAAAAUGAUAUAUUUGUAUGGUAGUUGGGGCUAGUCUAUUCGCAAUAUAUUUAUCUAAUAAAGAGUAUGUAUUUCUGUCUUGA
Oncorhynchus gorbuscha (pink salmon) is the source of this 10368-nucleotide messenger RNA. Its product is annotated as thyroid hormone receptor alpha. Gene Ontology annotation, molecular function: zinc ion binding; RNA polymerase II cis-regulatory region sequence-specific DNA binding; nuclear receptor activity. The coding region runs from base 971 to 2221 and encodes 416 amino acids. The transcript has 10 exons. The record is from RefSeq and is a predicted model, not a curated record. Gene Ontology annotation, biological process: positive regulation of transcription by RNA polymerase II; negative regulation of transcription by RNA polymerase II; cell differentiation. Lineage: Eukaryota; Metazoa; Chordata; Actinopteri; Salmoniformes; Salmonidae.